AUGGAGAAAAAAGCAAUUCAGGACCGGUCUGCUGGAUCAGCUCCACAGCGAUCUCAUCUGGAAACCAACCUUGCCCAUGCACUUGCACGGCGGCGACAAGCUUCGACACUUCGCAACUUGACUCUUCCAGCUUCCAACGCCAUUGACUUCAGCUCAAAUGAUUUUCUCUCACUUUCCAGCUCCUCAGCACUUCGGAAGCUUUACCUUGGAGAACUAGCCGCUCGACCGGAUUUUCCUCUUGGCAGUGGUGGCUCACGUCUUCUUGAUGGCAAUAGCAGUUAUGCAGAGGCAUUGGAGAGGGAUAUAGCAGCGUUUCAUGGUGCGGAAGAUGGCUUGCUGUGUAACUCUGGCUUUGACGCGAAUGCUGGUUUGUUUUCUGUUUUGCCACAGCCUGGUGAUAUUGUGGUGUAUGACAGCUAUAUACAUGCUAGUGUGCAUGAUGGCAUGAGGGCGAGUCGUGCUGGAGCGAAUUUCGCGUUCAUGCACAACUCGGUUACGGAUCUGCGGGCUGUGUUGAAGAGAUGCAUCGACUCGGAUGAAAAGUUCAGAUUGGGUCGACGUAGCAUCUUCAUCGCGGUGGAAGCAAUCUAUAGUAUGGAUGGAGACGUUGCACCCUUGGGGGAGAUUGUCGAGGCAGUGACUGAGCUACUGCCUAACGGCAACGGACACAUCAUCGUGGAUGAGGCACACUCUACAGGCGUAUUGGGUCCACAAGGUAGAGGCCUAGUCUCAGCCCUUGGGCUGGAGGACAAAAUUACUAUUCGAUUGCAUACCUUCGGCAAGGCGAUGGCUUGUAACGGUGAUGCCCCAGCUAUCAUCCUUUGCAGUCCGUUGAUCAAGCAUUACCUCAUCAAUUACGCACGACCACUGAUCUAUACCACUUUCUUAUCUUUCCCAGCACUAGCAGCCAUUAGAGCUGCAUACACCUUCCUCUCCACCGACAACACAACCGCACUGGCCACACAUCUGUUCGACCUGAUUAGCCUAUUACACGAACGAUUGUUUGCUCUCACAUCGAGCUUACCACAGUAUCAACGUCACCUCCUUCAAGUGCUCGAGGAAUGUCCACCAUCGCCGAUUUUCUCAGUACUCAGUUCAGACCCUCGCGGUCUAGCUAAGUUCUGUCAGGAGAAGAAUUUUGUAGUUCGACCAAUCGUGCCACCGACUGUGCCGCUAGGAUCUGAGCGUAUUCGAGUCUGCUUACAUGCUGGCAAUACUAGAGUUGAAGUAGAGGCGUUGGUCGCGAGGAUCACAGCAUGGGUGGAACAAAAGACGAGCACAGCACUGGCGAAAUUAUAG
Molecule: messenger RNA, 1299 nt
Organism: Aureobasidium subglaciale EXF-2481
Lineage: Eukaryota; Fungi; Ascomycota; Dothideomycetes; Dothideales; Saccotheciaceae
Exons: 2
Coding region: 1-1299 (432 amino acids)
Biological process (GO): biosynthetic process
Molecular function (GO): pyridoxal phosphate binding
Source: RefSeq, a predicted model, not a curated record